GCCGCCGCCGGCUGCUGCCGGAGCAUUGACAUCGCAGCAGGUUGCCCGUGGUCCAUUUAUGUUGUGGGAUGUCGGACUGAUUCCGUGGAGGUAGACUUUAAUUUGUGGCCGAAAAGGAGGUUACUUUUCUGGGGCAGUGGCGGACCACGCUGACCAUGGCCUCCAACUUCAAUGAUAUAGUGAAGCAGGGAUACGUGCGGAUACGGAGUAAGACACUAGGGAUCUUCAGGAGGUGUUGGCUGGUGUUUAAGAAGGCAUCCAGUAAAGGCCCAAGGAGGUUAGAGAAAUACCCAGACGAGAAGGCAGCAUACUUCCGAAGCAUUCACAAGAUCACGGCGCUUCACAAUAUCAAGAACAUUACACGGAUGCCGAGGGAGACCAAGAAACACGCUGUGGCAAUCAUCUUCUACGACGAGAUGCCCAAGACAUUUGCCUGUGAGUCAGAGCUGGAUGCAGAAGAGUGGUGUAAGCUGCUGUGUGUGGAGUGUCUAGGAAGCUGUCUGAAUGACAUCAGCCUGGGAGAACCAGACCUGUUAGCAGCGGGGGUGCAGCAGGAGCAGAGCGAGCGGUUCAACGUAUACCUGAUGCCCACCCCCAACCUGGACAUCUAUGGGGAAUGUACCAUGCAGAUCACCCAUGAGAACAUCUACCUGUGGGAUAUCCACAACUCGCGUGUCAAACUGGUCAUGUGGCCUCUCAACUCACUGAGGAGAUAUGGACGAGACUCCACCUGGUUCACCUUCGAGUCAGGAAGGAUGUGUGACACGAGGGAGGGUCUGUUUACAUUCCAGACGCGGGAGGGAGAGAUGAUCUACCAGAGAGUCCACUCAGCCACCCUGUCCAUCGCACAGCAACACGAGAGGAUGGUGGAGGAGUUGGAGAAGACCUCACAGACCCAAUCCAACCAGACAACGUUAACCAAGUCCAUCUCCCUGCCUCGCAGUGCCUACUGGCGUCACAUAAUGCGUCAGAACAGCGUUGGAGACAUCUACAGCUACCAAGGUACUAGCCUGACGAUGACCCUGAUGACCCGAGCACAGACCUUCCCCAGCUUCCUCUCUGAACAGACAGAAGAAGAGCAGUCCUCACAGCACCAGGAAGAGGCACUGUCCCCCUCCGGUGGCUAUGGCUCACACUGCAGCCAGGUGACGCUCCAAUGACAAGCACCUUCAGAACAGGCCAAAAACUGGACAUUCCAACACUUUAGAAAGGCUGUAGAAAUAUGUAUAGGAAAAUGUAUAAAAUAUAAUUUUAUGUUAAUACAUUAUGAUGAUAGUGUUAAUUGUAGACAGGUACAUAUAUAUAUAUAUAUAUACUUAUGAAAGGAUUAUUGCGGGACACCUUGCUGGGUCCCGUUCAUUAAGGAGAUCUGUUCUACCUUUCUGUAAUAUUUUUGGCCGUUUCAGUCUGUUCACCUGCAACAAGCACCACAUCCCUCCAUUUGAAAAUGGUCUGCUUGUUCACGAGUACAGGUCUGUACAUACUGUACGUGUAGAUCUAUAAAGCAUCCCAACUUCAAAAGGCAUGAACAAAUCCAUACAAUGAAAAUAUGAGCAAAUCUGAGUAGCACUUACAGGCCUACAGGCUUAGACUAUCUAACUCCGACCGUUGUUAACAAGCAGUUUGUUUGGCUUCUGUGUGGAGCCCUCAGAACUGUUCUGACUACUGAUGUUUUCCGGAACUCGCGCCCUGUCCUCCAGCCACAGAAUGAAGUGCCUUGUGACGCAUGCAAACUGAAGUGUGACACCACUGCACCAGACACCCACAGGCCUCUGUCUCUGGGUCCGUGUCUGUCAAUGUUAGCCAUGAUUACGGUACGUACAUCUCUGGAGCAAGACCUUCUGAAAAUAGUCUUGUCAAUUUGUAUUAAAAUGUUUUGUCUUGUCAUUAUCUGAGAAAUGAUCAAGUUUCCACCAAUUCACUGUUUCCAAGAACACAAAGUCAACGUUCACAAGAAAAGACAAUGCAUUUAUUGAGGUACGCAGAUGAGCAUAUUAGUCAAAACACUGUUUAUCCUAUUGAGUCACUUGAGUGAAUUAUUUUGUCAAAGUUUGAUUAUUUAUUUUCAUAGCGGUAGAUUUGUUUAUAUGGAAUCCCAGAAACGUCCAAGAAACAGUAUAAAAUAAUAACCAUGAAUAUCAUGUAUUUAGAUCACAGAAUUAGCUGUUUGUUUAGUUCUACCUAACACAUAUGUUAAUAUAUUUAACCUCAACGUGGGUUGGAUGAUCAAAGAAAGUGCCCUUCUACGAAAGGUUCUCAUGAUCUAUUUGUUACGAUGAUAACUGUGUGAAACUCACUACUGUACAGCAAACUAUUUUACACAACUGUAAAGGGAGGAAAAUGUUCCAGUUAGUUUGGCGUAUUUAUACGGCUGUGGUAAGGAGAGAAAGUAGUUCCAGGUUGUUCUGUGAUGUUCAUCAUUUACUGUUUUCCACGUUGCAUUUCCUUCUCCUGUUGUUUAUGUCAGCCAUUUUGUUUGAAUAUAAUAGAGGAAUAGACAGGAGGUAUUCCGUCCGGCACGACACUACACACUGUUCCUACCACCACAAUGUUAGUUUGAUGUUUAUGUCUAAAUAAUCACACGCUACAUGCAUUUGUGUUUUCUUUUUACUUUGUCGUAAUAUUUGUUAAAAGCACUUUUAAUACAUUGAGUGUAUGAUUACUUUGUCCGCUCACUAAACGUAUAUACUGUGUGUAAUAUGUUUUUAUUUUGAUGAGGUAAGAGAAUAAAUUGAAUGUACAUGCUGUCAAAGUAUAACGUUUUAUUUUUUUAUAUUUUGCAUCUUCUUUGUUCUACCGAUUUACCCAACAUGCAACAGGUCUAAAUGCAGUUGCAAUAGGCUACCUGAUAAACGAUUAGUGAAAAAGUAACUAGGGCAGAGAUUCAAUCAAAGGCGCAUUGCAAUGUGCUUUAAAAGUCAAUUUUGCAGACAUUCACGGAGAACGCAUUCAUGGCAAGCGCUGCGGAUGUCGGCUAAGCGUAAAUUACCUUUAAAAAGUCAAGUGCAAUGCGCUUGUCUACAACACACCUUUGAUUUAAACCCGGCCAAACACUCCUAGAAAAUACCAAUUGAUGUCACAGUAGAGUUGGUUUUACUUAGUUCACAUGAGGUCAUUAAAGUCACAGAGAAACAGACGGUAUCAGCACCUAUUGUACAGAUGUAGGCUUAACACAUUGACAAGAAUAAAACCCUGUAUUCCCAA
Messenger RNA from Coregonus clupeaformis (lake whitefish), 3204 nucleotides. RefSeq names its product docking protein 6-like. The record is from RefSeq and is a predicted model, not a curated record. The transcript has 8 exons. Lineage: Eukaryota; Metazoa; Chordata; Actinopteri; Salmoniformes; Salmonidae. The coding region runs from base 156 to 1160 and encodes 334 amino acids. Gene Ontology annotation, cellular component: cytoplasm. Gene Ontology annotation, biological process: positive regulation of MAPK cascade; cell surface receptor protein tyrosine kinase signaling pathway.